GUUGCGGCGGUGAAGAGACGCAGAUCCCGGGGCUGAGAGUGCAGGCAGUCCCGGAUAUAAAGACGGAUGAUGGAAGCAGAGGCGGUGUUGCAAGAGAAGGCUUUUAAAUUUAUGUGCUCUGUGCCCAGGUCUCUGUGGUUGAGUUGCUCUAGCCUGGCGGACAGCAUGCCUUCGCUGCGAUGCCUGCACACCCCAGGGACCGGCACACUGACCGCUUUCCAGUGUUCUGAUGAGAGAGAAGAUUGUCAUAAUGAGGAGCCCCCUAGGAAGAUUAUCCCAGAGAAGAAUGUGUACAGACAGACUAAACUUGCCAAUGGAACAUCCAGCAUGAUCGUCCCCAAGCAGAGGAAGCUGUCUGCCAACUAUGAGAAGGAGAAGGAGCUCUGUGUGAAGUAUUUUGACCAGUGGUCAGAGAGUGACCAGGUGGAGUUUGUCGAGCAGCUUAUUUCCCGGAUGUGUCACUACCAGCACGGACACAUCAACUCUUACUUGAAGCCCAUGUUACAGAGGGAUUUCAUCACUGCACUACCAGCUCGGGGUCUGGAUCACAUUGCAGAGAAUAUCUUGUCCUACCUGGAUGCCCAAUCUCUCUGUGCUGCCGAGUUGGUUUGUAAAGAGUGGUACAGAGUGACGUCAGAUGGCAUGCUGUGGAAGAAACUAAUCGAGAGGAUGGUCAGGACAGACUGUCUGUGGAGGGGGUUGGCAGAGAGAAGAGGAUGGGGCCAGUAUCUGUUUAAAAAGAAGCCCCCAGAUGAGAAGACCCCACCCAACUCAUUCUACAGAGCACUUUAUCCCAAAAUUAUACAGGACAUAGAGACAAUAGAGUCAAACUGGCGUUGUGGAAAGCACAGCUUACAACGAAUCGACUGCAGAAGUGAAACCAGCAAAGGGGUAUACUGCCUGCAGUAUGACGAUCAGAAGAUUGUGAGUGGUCUUCGAGACAACACUAUAAAGAUUUGGGAUAAGAACACGUUGGAAUGUAAACGAGUUCUUACAGGACACACGGGUUCAGUGUUGUGUCUGCAGUACGAUGAGAGAGUCAUUGUCACUGGAUCUUCAGACUCCACUGUCAGGUACUGGGUAUAUGUCAUUGUCACUGGAUCUUCAGACUCCACUGUCAGAGUGUGGGAUGUGAGCACAGGCGAGAUGUUAAAUACAUUAAUUCAUCACUGUGAGGCGGUGUUGCAUCUGCGCUUCAGCAAUGGCAUGAUGGUGACCUGUUCAAAAGACCGCUCAAUUGCAGUGUGGGACAUGGCUUCCCCCACAGACAUUACUCUCAGGAGGGUGCUGGUGGGGCAUCGGGCAGCAGUCAAUGUUGUUGAUUUUGAUGAUAAAUAUAUAGUGUCUGCCUCGGGAGACAGAACUAUCAAGGUGUGGAACAGCGGUACAUGUGAGUUUGUUCGGACUCUAAACGGACAUAAACGUGGUAUCGCCUGUUUACAGUACAGAGACAGACUUGUAGUGAGUGGAUCCUCUGAUAACACGAUCAGAUUGUGGGACAUUGAGUGUGGAGCUUGCUUACGAGUACUCGAGGGACAUGAAGAGCUGGUACGAUGUAUUCGCUUUGAUAACAAGAGGAUAGUCAGUGGGGCUUACGAUGGAAAAAUCAAAGUUUGGGAUCUGGUUGCUGCCUUGGACCCCCGAGCGCCUGCAGGAACACUGUGUCUGCGGACUCUUGUGGAGCAUUCUGGAAGGGUGUUCAGACUGCAGUUUGACGAGUUCCAGAUAGUCAGCAGCUCUCAUGAUGACACAAUCCUAAUGUGGGAUUUCUUGAAUGACCCAGACACACAGGCAGAGUCCUCGCGCUCCCCCUCCCGGACAUACACCUACAUCUCAAGAUGAAUGAUCAACAUUACUCCAUACCUCCUGCUUGCACAGGACUUCUUGCGCCGUGGUAUUUAUAGGUAGUAUUGAAAUGCCAGAUACUGUUAACUCAACCUGGUCUAACCUGAGGAAAAGGUUUUCAGCCCAGCAGGCAAAUCAGCUUGGGACUAUGGGGAGUGAAGGACUUCUGAAAGUGCUGCUAAUGAGAAAUAUCUGUAUCACAGAACACGAGAAGAGCUUUUGAAAGUGUCAGCCCCCCCACCUCCCAUAAUGUCAUGUAUGAAUAAUAAUUAUUGUGUAAACCGAAAAUCUGCUGCUUUUCCAUAACUGACUAGCAUGGGCAUCUUCAUGUUUUAAAGGGUGAGGUUACAAAAAUAGUAUAGUCCCAUCUUUUUGUUCAAGUGAUGCACAUUAAGCAUGUUGUGUGCGUGCGUGUAUGUUGCACACAUUUUACCAACCACCCAUGCACCAGCGAUAAUGUAUGGUAAAUCAUUUUUGCUUGUGUAAGACACUACUAAAGCCCACUGUUUUUGUAACGCAUUAAAAGCUGUAAUUGGGAACAGAAUGCCCAAAUGCCACUGAAUAACUAAGGUACCUUAAAGGUAUAGUAAGCUAGCUUUAUAUGAAAAUUUGGUCGUCUUUUCUCUUUUGAGUCAAAGUCAGUGUAAAUCUUGGAAAACUAAUUUCAACAACAAACCAAUAAGGGGGUUUCUAAUUAUUUGCCAAUGUGAUGUAUGAAUAUAUUAUUGAAUAUGCAGUGUGUACAUUUGUUUUGUGCUUAGUCAUGGUUUAGUGAUGGCUUAUGAAACUUAUGAUUCCCCAAUUUGAAACACACAACGCAUACACUCAGUGCCAUGAUUUACAUCCUGUACUACCUUAUCCCCCUCCUUCACCCUGUGUCUAAUACACAAUAUAUAUAUUCAGAUAUAAAUAAAUAUACAUAAUUGUUUGCACACCAGAAUUAACUGGGAAUAAACCAGCUUGUAUAGAGUAACAUGGGAGCAUACCUAAUUUCACACAGGAGUUCUGCUGGUUUGGACUGCAGUGUGAGUAAUGAAAGUAAACUAAACAGUGCAACGGAUCAUCUCCAAUUUCUGUGUCAGAGAGGCAUCUUCCUUUUGAGUUGUAUUGCCCCUUUCUUUUACAUUAAUCCUCACACUGACCAGUUCAGGUAAAUGGCUUUUACAGUUGAUCCCCUUUGCUGCAGAGAUUUUUCGUUUUGAUUACUCUAUAUUUGUAUGGGUCAUUUUCCUAGAAAUGUAAAAUGUGUUUUGUGCUUGUUCUCUGGUCAGUUGCCAAAAUGAACAAUUGUGAAGGUGGAUCACUGACAUGCUUAUCUGUAAAAGUGGACAUGGUAUUUAAAUAUGGAAAGAGACCUAAAUAUAUUAUUAGUAUAUUUUUUAAAGGUGCAUGGAAAUGUCAAUAAUUAGUACACUGGGUUUUAGAACUGAACUUUAUUUAUUAACUUUUGUAAAUAUAAUGUAAAAUAAAAUACAUAUGUAUAAUAAUAUUUGCGAUAGUUAAAGCAAUUGUAAUUUGUUUUCUGUAGAGGCCAACAUUUCUAUAAUAAAAGAAAGUGAAUUACUUCAGUUUAAAUGUUGUCUUAAAAUACACCACUUUGUAAAUGACAUAAUUUCAAAUUGAAAGCUUUUUAAUGCUUGAUCUUUCCAAACUGUGAAAAAAAAGAAUUGGUGGUUGAGAGAACUAAGAAAAUCUUUGGUACAUCAUAGUACUGUAUAGAAAAAUGUCCAUUUAUUUUUAACCAUGAAUUUAAUUUUUGGUAGCUGAGGAAGUUGAACAUGAAUCAUAAAACAAAAUAUGACAAAACAUCCGUUUACCAAGUUGAACCCAUUUUUGUAUAGUAAUCUAAAAAUGUAGAUUGUGACCUGGGUACAUGGUAAAUUUGAAAAUGAGAAUUAUUUGUACAUUUUUAAAAGUUACAUAUUAUAUAGCAAGAAUGUAAUUGCAUAUUUUAAUAAUGAUGUGUUAUAAGCAUCUGGAUUUAAAGUAAUGUGACUAAUAACAAUAGUACAAACAAUGAGAGCUGUAGUAUACAAUAGAGUGAUACACAUUAAUAGUGGGUGAGAAACUUUGGAUUAAUUUUAAUUUAAUUUCAAUUACUUUGUGCUUGAACAACUCAUUUAAAAUGUACAUAGUUUUGUUUAGGGGGGGGGAUCCACGGAAAGGGGAUUUUGGCUCUACUUUAAAAUGUUUGAGUUGGUCUAAAGCAGGGGUCUCCAGCCCUGGUCCUGAAGAGUUACUGUGGAUGCUGGUUUUCGUUUCAACCAAUCUCUCGAUUACUUGAACCAAUUGACUUAAUUAGUCAAGAUUAACAGCUGUUUCAGAUUUUUAGCCACUGGUGAAGUAAAAGCGUCUGUAAAAGCUGCUGAGUAGGGGCUUUGCAGGACCACGGUUGGAGACCCCUGCUGUAAAGACUGCAGUGUAUCCCUGUUUUAGCCAAUGCAAAGGCUUGUAGAAGGGUCACUCUGUAAGUUUACAAUGUUUGUUCUAUAGGUCCUCUGGUAAAUAAGUGCUGUCAGUGGUGUGAUUUUGUUUAAGGUAAAAUGAUGUGUAGUUAAUGUACUAAUGUGUUCAUAAAAUGUUUGGUUUUUUAACUGUCGGUAAAAAGUAACAAAAUAUAAAAUGAAACUUGUCUCAUGGUUGCAAGGUGUUAAGUUUGCAUAAAAGACAAUGUUGUUCAUUAUUAAAAUGUUUUAUACUGUGUA
Molecule: messenger RNA, 4550 nt
Organism: Polyodon spathula (Mississippi paddlefish)
Lineage: Eukaryota; Metazoa; Chordata; Actinopteri; Acipenseriformes; Polyodontidae
Product: beta-TrCP
Exons: 14
Coding region: 67-1842 (591 amino acids)
Molecular function (GO): protein dimerization activity
Source: RefSeq, a predicted model, not a curated record